AGCCUCACACAUAAUGGCACGUCUCCACGCUGUCCUCGCAGUGGUUACAGAGAAAAGAGAGACUUUGGCGCUUCUCUAAACAUCCCUUAGUCCGCUCCACCGAUCCUCCCCCUUCCCCCUUCACUUGUCUCGCUCCUCCACGAUCGGCUCAUCCGGCUGGGUUCAGCGAUCCGAUGAUGGUGGGGUGGGCUGCUGGGUCUCGAUGUUGGGCCACGAGAAAUCGGAAUUAAAAUUUUGCUACGUCAAAUGAAUGGAAAACAGUUGUAGUCCAUCGUUCAAGACGAGCUGAUCGUGCGUGCGUGUGGAGGAUCGCGAUUUGUGUGCCUUUGACAAACCGCCCGACACCGUGUCCGGUUUCUGUUGUGGUCGGUUUUUUUCUGUCGCUUCACAGUAUCUCGUUCGUUGCGUUGUGGACGGCUCACCUGACAGUGUUUCUGGUAGAAAGGGUCGCAGAAAUCAGGCCAUUUCCAUUGCCAACUCGUCGCUGCGGUUCCGGAUCUAGCAUACGUGCAUGGUUUGCGGUGUGUGUUGGUGUGUUGCCGUGUUCACACUUGAUUUUAUAACCAUCCGCAAAGCAAAUUGCGGACGUAGGGAUUAGUGCCGCGCCAAAAUCAACAACUGCGUGUUUUUUUGUGUGUUCAUUACCGCAGUGGAGAGCCAUCCGUCUACACGAGUGCACGUGUACCAAAAGAGGAUGUUUACUUGGAUCUGCGAAUAGUGUGUGCGUGUGUGUAUGAGUGUGCUUGUAACGAGAGCUGAUCAUUUAUGUAGCCGCUGAGCAAAAGAGAACCAUCCAAAGAAGGAAAGAAACGAUCGAUCGCCGAUGUGAUCGUGGUUCGUUGUUCGUGCAGCUCAGUGAAGUUUGUUUGUGCCCGUGGUGUGGCACCUUGAUAAGUGCGAACCGCUCGAAACACGGUGUCCAUUUCGGUGAAGUUUGUCCCGAGUGGUGUUCCGGCUGGUGCGUCAAACCUGCCAAGAAUAAUAGCUCGCGUUUCUGGGGCACCAGCCGCAGCCGCCGAUUUGUUUCAGAUCGUCACGAUCGAUCGAUUUGCUGACGUCAGAUUGCGGCAAUACAGCGAACCGCAGCGCAAACGGCGGCGCAUAAGUGAAUCGUUUUCGAGUUUCGAACGAAGGCAAGAAAAAGCACCAUCGUUUCCGAUCACGAGUUCCAGCACGGCAGGCGGCAACCCAGGAGAAGGAAGCGAUGCGUAUGCGUGUAUGCGAGCACCUAGAGAGCGAUCGAGCAGGUGAUCGGACGAACCCGCAGGCGUGACGUCACUCGAAUUUCGUACAUUCCCGUCACUAAAAUCCGGGUUCCCUGACAUCUGUGCUUUGGACGCUUCGCUAUCGUGUGACGGUGAAAAAGGCAAACGUGAAUCUGAGAUUCAAAACGCGGUUAAACGAUCUUUCGUGCAGUCUUCCGCGAAUUAAAGUUUGCAUAUAUUCGUUUCUAUCGUGCAUAGCACCUUUUCGACCACAGAGUAUCGUUUUCAAUGUGUAAAUGUGCUUGUGAAUUGAUCAAUGAAAGAAGCUAAUCCUACCCUCUUCUCCGUUAGAGGUGAUCAUUCGUAAGAUUGAUGUAAUCAUAAGCCGCCGUGUUUUACAGGCGCGCACGAACCAGUUCCUAAUUUCUUAAAAACAAGUUCUUAGCGAACGGCAACGGCAAAAGAGCACCGACACCAUCAGCCGCAACAAUGCUCAUCACUACGAACUUCAAUCAGAAGCAAUUCAUUGACUCACUAUGUACGAACGAGGCCGAAGAUUCCAGCUAUGAUAGCGACUGUGACGGCGAGGAUCUCUCCCACGAGCAAGUAUCCCGCACGACGAGCGAUACUCUGGGGCAAGAGUUUGCCGAGUAUAUAAGCUUGGGCGCUGGUCCGAACACCGUACAUCAUCAGCAACAUGGCAAGGACAUCUCGCCGAGUGCAAAUCCAGCCGGGCCUACGAUCACAUCACUGCCGGAACAUUCUCCGGGAUACCAGCAGCGGGUGGAAUUUGCACUAAAAUUGGGUUACACCGAAAAAUUGGUGCAGGCAGCUCUGCAGCGGCUGGGACCCAAUCCGGCCCAGAACGAGUUGCUAGCUGAACUGAUCAAGCUUGGAUCGCAACCCGGUGCUAAAUGUGGAAGCGAAUUUACGGUCGACGGCCACGGCCAUCACGGUGCGGGCGAAUCGGGAGGGCUCGUACUUACAACGGAACUAACGUCUUCGGUGAUCGGUCUCGGUGGAUCGUCGUCCUUGGUCAACGAAGAAUCUCUACGUCCGAUAGUGAUAGACGGAAGCAAUGUAGCAAUGAGCCAUGGUAAUAAGGAGGUUUUUUCCUGUCGCGGUAUACGGCUGUGCGUGGAUUGGUUCAAAAACAGGGGCCACAAGGACAUUACGGUGUUUGUGCCAAAGUGGCGCAAGGAAAGCUCCAGACCGGACAAUCCCGUCAAGGAUGGCGAGAUAUUGAACGAGUUAGAAAAGGAACGUAUGCUAGUAUUUACCCCGUCUCGAUUAGUUGGCGGCAAACGUAUGGUCUGUUACGACGAUCGAUACAUUUUAAAGCUCGCAGCCGAUAACGAUGGAAUCGUCGUAUCGAAUGACAACUAUCGCGAUCUGGUGCAGGAGAGUUCCGAGUUCAAGAAGGUCGUCGAAGAGCGGGUACUGAUGUAUUCGUUCGUGAACGAUCGCUUCAUGCCACCAGAUGAUCCGCUAGGCCGUUCGGGGCCCACGCUGGACAACUUUCUGCGUGUGCAGCCGCGCAAAGGGGACCCACCCCCACCCUGUCCAUACGGCAAGAAGUGUACCUAUGGGAAUAAGUGCAAAUUCUACCAUCCGGAACGGGGCAGCCAGCCGCACAAGUCCGUCACGGAGCGACUCUCCGAGCAUGCAGCACGACAUCUUCAAGCACGCAGCGGACACGACCCGACGGGGGGUAAUGUUGGUGGAACCGGUUGUGGUGCUGGUGGUCGCAGUGCGGUGCAAGGGAAGUCACUCAGUGUUCCACUGAGCAAUAGUAGCAACGAGACUAGUCCAAUCAAUGAUAAACGGAAAGCAUUAUGUCGCACAAGAUCGAACGUACCUUCGGAAAGCACCAAUGCCCCAUACGGAGGUGGAGGCAUGGCGCACGCUCACGGCGGACACACAGACUUGUUGCCAAUUCCCCAUUCUGUGCAGCAUUCAGCCGUACGCCAGCAGCAGCAGCAACCAGCACCUCCAUCGCAACAGUUGUCUUUCCAUGCGCCGCCAGUGCCAGUGGCCAGUAAUCGAGCCCUUCCGUGGGAUCUUUCCCCUCAACAGCAGCAACAGCAGCUUCAUCAACAUGCCAGUAUGGUGGAAGUGCAGCAGAUAUUUCCCAAAUCUCAUAGUAUAGAAAAUAUAUCUAAGGAACCGCCAUCGUACGGUGGUGGUGGUGGUGGUCAUCACACCGGUCUCCAUCAUGCCGGUUGCUACGGCGCUCAGACACUGUGGCCUCGACAGCAACCUCCAUCACAACAGUCCUCUCAGCCGGUAUCCGGGCAGACCGGGGGAGGAGGUGGUGCCGGUGGAGGCGGAGGGCCUGUAGUACAGCCACCGUUGGACCAGAACGAUCCCAAUGGACUGGUGGAUAGCGUGAAUCUGCAUCGGAAGCUACAGCGUCAGCUCACACUCAAUCCGGCUGGCUGUGAUCCUCGAAUAUAUCAAAUGCAAAGGCUUCAGCAACAAACGUCCCAGCAGCACAACGCCCCGCCACAAACCGCAUCCCAGCAGCAGCUGUCACCGCACCGACCAUUGGCCCCAUCCCUUAGCGGUGGCACUCGUCCUUCUGCACCUACCCAGUGGGAACUACAUCAGCAUGUAACUCGUAUUGCUUCGGCUCCUGAUUCCGCACGGCCCUGGGGUCACAAUGGACCACCGCCGGCUUCAUCCUCCGAACCGCAUAUCAAUCUCGGAUGGUCGCCUAGCCCCGGUCAGGGUGGUCCAACGCCAGCUUUACAGCAGCAGCAGCAUCACCACCAGCAACAGCAACAGGACCGCCGUCGGUUGCAUUACCAUCUGGCCAGUAUCUUCCCAGAAGAUCAAGUACAAACCGUGAUGCAGAUGUACCCGGAAGAGACGAAUCCGCAGAAGAUAUGUGCCGCUAUUCUGGCCAUGUAUCAAAAGAUGUAAAUUAGACACGAGACCGAGAAGAGGAUGAAUGACGUCAAGGGCGACAAGAUGUGGUUGAGAGUUGAGUUUCACUCGAACUGCUUUUCUGGACGUAUGCAAUACUCAAAACACUCCGUAGUGUUAAGCAAAUUUAUUCUUUAUAUCUCUUUUGGAGACACAUCCACUUAACACGUCACCGACUCGCGUGCCCAAGUUACACGGGAUGGGAUCGUUCAAACCCCGCUCUUCCCGUACUAUUUUACGACUGCAGUAAUCCUUAUCGUGUAGUAAUAUUAUUAUUUUAUCUUAAUUAUUGAGUGACCGUUGACUACUACCCCGGAAAUGGUGUGUCAUGGUGGCUUCACAACGCAGCAGGAUUGCGUUGUCAGAGGAAAACUGUUCGGACAAUGGGCAGAAACGGAAAGAUGAAGGAUAUCAAGAUUUGUGCAUUAAAGUGGAUAGUAGCGUUUACAACACGCAAGUAAGUGAGAGGAAAAUGAAAAUUCGCGGCGAAUGUAUAUUCUCUAAAGGAUUUAUUUUUAAACAGCUCAUUCGUUGUCGUAGACAACGGUAGUACUCUUCCAUAGUUACUUCCAGAACGUGUAAAGAUAUCGACGAGAAAAAGGUGCGACUUUACAGGCAGCAUAUUUAAAUAGAUAAGAAAAACACGAAAUGAACAAGAUGGUAGAAUGGGCGGGGUGAAUGGGAAGAGGAACUUUACGGAAGAGAAGAGCAGGAAAAAAGGCUUUGUUGUACAAAGGAAAAUACAUCUAUCUAUUACAAUUUUUACUACGCUACACUCUGUUAAAAACGAACAAAACUCCCAUCUAUUUACUCACUUUUCAUGUUCCAAACAUACGCAUAGACUACUAGCGAUUCGCAUUACGAUGACACGAGGUAAGAUACACAGGGCAGAUCAAGAAUGGUGUCCACGGAAUGAAAAAAAACCCCCCUAGGUUACUUACAGCCAAUGCCCGGUAUACAGAAGCGUCCGUAUUUCUUUACUUCAUAUUGGAGUAUGAGUUUCUUUAGCUGUGUACUAGAAGGAUAUAAGACCACAACACAAACAGACACUCGCACGCAAGGAGGGGCACGUUUAUGUUCAUUUUCUGUUUUAAUUGCUGCCUUUUACUGAUUCUUCCACGCAUGCCAACAGUAUUUCGGUCGGUUUUGUUUUUAUAUUACUGCUACAUUGCGGAAUACUAAAAGAUAGCCGUGUCCUGUUUCUAAUAUUCUUGUUUGCUUUGUUUUGUUUUAUUUUGGUAAUAAAAUGGAUAUAACGGAUGAGAAGCAGGCAGCAGGAACACGAAUGGUAAAUUUAAUGCCUAUUUUAUUUCUUUAUGCUUACACGCAUUGUGUAGUUUUUAGAGAAGUUAUACAGAAUUGGGUAAAAUACAGAAGAGCAUUAUGCGAUACUCGGGGAGGGUUAAUAUACAAUAUCGAACACAACGGUUGCAAGUCAUCUACAGCAUAAAGUUAACAGCAGGCCCAGAAGAGGAACGGAUUGAAGUUGCGGGUGUUUUAUUUGAAGUUGUUUUGCUGAGGAAAAGUAUUAAAACAAAUAAAAAUGUACGAUCCGGCGAACUGUAAUCUGCAAAUUGAA
Molecule: messenger RNA, 5712 nt
Organism: Anopheles funestus (African malaria mosquito)
Lineage: Eukaryota; Metazoa; Arthropoda; Insecta; Diptera; Culicidae
Gene: Regnase-1
Product: probable ribonuclease ZC3H12C
Exons: 5
Coding region: 1695-4130 (811 amino acids)
Cellular component (GO): cytoplasmic ribonucleoprotein granule; nucleus
Molecular function (GO): RNA endonuclease activity; metal ion binding; mRNA binding
Source: RefSeq, a predicted model, not a curated record